Messenger RNA from Strongylus vulgaris, 849 nucleotides. Lineage: Eukaryota; Metazoa; Nematoda; Chromadorea; Rhabditida; Strongylidae. The record is from the annotation of a GenBank genome assembly.
AUGCUGUUGAAGUUAUGUAUUCUUUCUCUCGUUACAGAUAUGCCUUUACGGCGAAUAACUCUUAGUGGUAGACUAACUGCCAGGGAAAGUAAUGAAGUUUGGAAGACGGUAGCCCGAGGGAUUAUAUGUAUGAUAUUGGAUAUUGCGAUCACUUUGGGUGUUUCAAUAUCUCUCUUUUAUAUGUUUGCAGGGUAUGUAGUAUCACCAUAUGAGCGUCCUCUUCCCUGCAAUGAUGAGUCCAUAAAUAUGCCUUUCAAACCAAAUACCGUGCGGAUGAAGCAUCUGCUUGCUGUGGCACUUGGCACACCUUUCUUCAUCAUUUGCUUUGUUGAAGCUUUAGUGUAUCGGCACUCACAGGGACCUAACAAACUUGCUAAUUAUUUCGUCACAUCAACACUUCUUUACCUGAAGUACGAGCUAACAUUUGCGCUUUGCGUGUUUCUUAUGGAAUAUUUGAAAUGUACGUUUGGACGAUUACGCCCUCACUUCCUUGCAGCUUGUCAGCCUGAUUGGUCACAAAUGGAUUGCACGGGGAAGGACUCCAUUCCAGCUUCUCAAACAUACUGUACGUCCGACGUCCGCCGUGUUCGUACAGCCCGAACCUCGUUCCCUUCCGGUCAUACUGCUGCAGCGUUUCAUGUUUUGCUUUUCUUAGGGUUAUAUUUAACCAGGAUGGCGAAAAUCACUGGUAUACCUUCUGUGUACAAAACUCGAAAUGUGCUGUUGGCUAUCUUCUCUAUUUGGGCAACGUUUACUGCUAUAACGCGGGUAACCGACUAUUGGCAUUAUCCCACUGAUGUAUUAGGUCAGUGUCUUUCUUUAUGGCUUUCCUUUGUGCUAUUUCUGUGA